Malaclemys terrapin pileata is the source of this 617-nucleotide messenger RNA. It is a transcript of the gene MLN, whose product is annotated as motilin. Lineage: Eukaryota; Metazoa; Chordata; Testudines; Emydidae. Gene Ontology annotation, cellular component: extracellular region. The coding region runs from base 144 to 497 and encodes 117 amino acids. Gene Ontology annotation, molecular function: hormone activity; motilin receptor binding. The transcript is spliced from 4 exons. The record is from RefSeq and is a predicted model, not a curated record.
UAUAACUCAGGGUUAUUCCUUUCUGGACAUGGCUCUUUGUUCCUGAUCUUGGUUGAACUGCUGUGCACCGCAGGAGGCAGCCAUCCCUGCUGGCAUGUUCUGACCCUCCCCUCUCCUGUGUUGCUCAGGCUUUCUCAAGCUCCAUGAUGGUUUCGAGGAAGGUGGUGGCUUCUCUGCUGGUGGUGUACGUGGUGGCCAUGCUGGCUGAACAGACUGAAGGCUACCUAGCCUUCUUCACUCGCAGCGACAUCGAGAGGAUGCAGGAGAAACAGAGGAACAAAGCGCAGAAGAAAUCCCUGAUGUUGCAGAAGCGAUCAGAAGGCGGAGACGUUACCGAGCUCUCUGACGUGGAGCGUGUGGACGAGGGCGAGAUCAUCAAGCUGACUGCACCUGGAGAAACUGGAAUGCGGCUCGACCCUAGGCAGCUGGAAAAAUACCAGCACAUCCUGGAGGAACUGCUAACUGAGAUGCUACUGAACGCUCAAAAUGGUAACUGAUAUCCUCAGACCCAGAAGAGCAGGGUGAUGCUGCUUGCUGGACUACAGGGCUACGCUUCUGCAAGACUAAAUCUGUAAAGUGCUUCAAAAGAAAAAAAUCUGAUGCGAGCUAAUAAAAUG